AUGGCGGAUACGAAAGCUCUACCUGUGUUCGCAUUUACAGACGAUCGAGUACAGUUGCAGCAAUUGCGUGCGUAUAUGAGAGAGCACGGCUCGUCAAUGAAUGAGGAGGGACCUGCUGAUUUCAGUGAAAAUUUGGAAGAGUUGGUUAAAUCAGUCGCUGUUUUGGGUAAUUUGGAAAGUGAGAAAGAAGUGGAAAUGAUUUUAAAUUCGAUAUCGUCGCUUAUUGUCGUACUUACACCGGAAGCAGCUGAGAAAAUAAUCAAUGAAUUUUGUCAGCAACUAUCAUCGGAAAAUUUUAAGGGCACUGGCUGGAAUAGCAAUGCAUCAUCAGCUGUUCGAACCCUUUCAAAUUUAUUUUUUGCUUUUAAUAAACAUCCGCGAGUGCAACAUGCUCUUUAUGUUGCCUUGGUAGCUUUGUGCGGACGAGCACGAAUUAUCGGCGAUUUGGAUACAAGUACUGAGAAAGUAAAUGAAUACAUUAGUCGUUGGUCAUUGGAUCAGAAGCAACAACGCAGUCUUUUGCGGUUGAUUCAUUGGGCUCUCAUCCACGACGGAAGGGCCGAUCAGGCAGCUAAAACAAUGACAGCUUUACUGAGAACAUAUACUGAUGCUGAUGCUGUAUCCGCCAUUGAAGAUGCUCGUGAAUGUGUAAGAACAGCAAUCGUUGAUCCGAAAUCGUUCAGUUUCGAUCAUCUGUUACGGCUCUCUGCAGUACAGUUGCUAGAAAAAAGUGACCCAUUGAUGCACGAAGUGUUAAAACUGUUUUCUCAGGGUACUUUGAAAGAUUAUCAAAACUUUGUUAUGAAGCAUCCAACUUUCAUUAGUGAAAAGUUGCACGUUGACGAUACAGUUUUGAUUAAGAAGAUGCGGUUGUUAACGCUAAUGGAUAUGGCUGAAAAAAAGACUGUAAUAUCUCUUCAUGAUUUAUCGCUUGAAGUUGAUAUACCAGAGAAUGAAGAGCUCGAGGAAUUUAUAAUUGAAGCAAUUAGAAUAAAUGCAAUCAGCGGCAAGAUAAAUGAGUUAAAGAAAGAACUCAAUGUGACGUCGCUUCAACAUCGACGUUUUGGUCGUCCACAGUGGGAGCUCCUUCGAAAACGUCUUAUUACAUUAAUAAGUAGCUUGAGUACAUCACACGAAAAUAUCAAGAAUGUGUAUGCCACUAGUGGUACCACGUAA
This is a messenger RNA of Cercopithifilaria johnstoni, 1176 nucleotides long. The record is from the annotation of a GenBank genome assembly. Lineage: Eukaryota; Metazoa; Nematoda; Chromadorea; Rhabditida; Onchocercidae.